Equus quagga is the source of this 2145-nucleotide messenger RNA. RefSeq names its product integrator complex subunit 11 (gene INTS11). Gene Ontology annotation, biological process: snRNA processing. The record is from RefSeq and is a predicted model, not a curated record. Bases 130 to 1932 code for a protein of 600 amino acids. Gene Ontology annotation, cellular component: nucleus. NCBI's taxonomy places the organism in Eukaryota, Metazoa, Chordata, Mammalia, Perissodactyla, Equidae. The transcript has 17 exons.
GGCUGCGCCUGCGCAGUGCGCGCCGCGGGCCUGGUUCCAGCGGAGCUCCGGUCCUGGGCGGUCGUGGGGCCGGCGUGGUCAGUCGGCUCUGGGAGCGCAGAGGCGACGGGCCGGGGCGCGGCCUGCAGGAUGCCUGAGAUCAGGGUCACCCCGCUGGGGGCCGGCCAGGAUGUGGGCCGAAGCUGCAUCCUGGUCUCCAUUGGGGGAAAGAACGUCAUGCUGGACUGCGGGAUGCACAUGGGCUUUAACGAUGACAGGCGCUUCCCUGACUUUUCCUACAUCACCCGCAACGGCCGACUGACUGACUUCCUGGACUGCGUGAUCAUCAGCCACUUCCACCUGGACCACUGCGGGGCGCUCCCCUACUUCAGCGAGAUGGUGGGCUACGACGGGCCCAUCUACAUGACCCACCCCACGCAAGCCAUCUGCCCCAUCCUGCUGGAGGACUACCGCAAGAUUGCCGUGGACAAGAAGGGCGAGGCCAACUUCUUCACCUCCCAGAUGAUCAAAGACUGCAUGAAGAAGGUGGUGGCUGUCCACCUCCACCAGACAGUCCAGGUGGAUGAUGAGCUGGAGAUCAAGGCCUACUAUGCAGGCCACGUGCUGGGGGCAGCCAUGUUCCAGAUUAAAGUGGGCUCAGAGUCUGUGGUCUACACGGGUGAUUAUAACAUGACCCCAGACCGGCAUUUGGGAGCCGCCUGGAUUGACAAAUGCCGCCCCAACCUGCUCAUCACAGAGUCCACGUACGCCACGACCAUCCGGGACUCCAAGCGCUGCCGGGAGCGAGACUUCCUGAAGAAGGUCCAUGAGACUGUGGAGCGUGGUGGGAAGGUGCUGAUCCCCGUGUUUGCACUGGGCCGCGCUCAGGAGCUCUGCAUCCUGCUGGAGACUUUCUGGGAACGCGUGAACCUGAAGGCCCCCAUAUACUUCUCCACGGGCCUCACGGAGAAGGCAAACCACUACUACAAGCUCUUCAUCACCUGGACCAACCAGAAGAUCCGGAAGACCUUUGUCCAGAGGAACAUGUUCGAAUUCAAGCACAUCAAGGCCUUUGACCGUGCAUUUGCCGACAACCCGGGGCCCAUGGUUGUGUUUGCCACACCAGGGAUGCUGCAUGCUGGCCAGUCCCUGCAGAUCUUCCGGAAGUGGGCAGGAAAUGAAAAGAACAUGGUCAUCAUGCCCGGCUACUGCGUGCAGGGCACCGUGGGCCACAAGAUCCUCAGUGGGCAGCGCAAGUUGGAGAUGGAGGGACGGCAGGUGCUGGAGGUCAAGAUGCAGGUGGAGUACAUGUCCUUCAGUGCUCACGCCGAUGCCAAGGGCAUCAUGCAGCUGGUGGGCCAGGCGGAACCUGAGAGCGUGCUUCUGGUGCACGGCGAGGCCAAGAAGAUGGAGUUCCUGAAGCAGAAGAUUGAGCAGGAAUUCCGGGUCAACUGCUACAUGCCAGCCAACGGUGAGACGGUGACGCUGCCCACGAGCCCCAGCAUCCCUGUGGGCAUCUCACUGGGGCUGCUCAAGCGGGAGAUGGCGCAGGGGCUGCUCCCCAAUGCCAAAAAGCCCCGGCUGCUGCACGGCACCCUGAUCAUGAAGGACAGCAGCUUCCAGCUCGUGUCCUCAGAGCAGGCCCUCAAGGAGCUGGGCCUGGCCGAGCACCAGCUGCGCUUCACCUGCCGCGUGCACUUGCAUGACUCACGCAAGGAGCAGGAGACGGCUGCGCGAGUCUACAGCCACCUGAAGAGCGUCCUCAAGGACCACUGUGUGCAGCACCUUCCUGAUGGCUCUGUGACCGUGGAGUCCAUCCUCAUCCAGGCCGCUGCCCACUCAGAGGACCCAGGCACCAAGGUGCUGUUGGUCUCCUGGACAUACCAGGAUGAAGAGUUGGGGAGCUACCUCACGUCACUACUCAAGAAGGGCCUGCCACAGGCCCCCAGCUGAGGCCAGCUGACUGCCAGCCAGCCAUCUCUGCCCUUUGCCCAGCUGGAGGAACCUGGGCUUCUGCUCAAAGACUGCGUCUGUGCCCCAGGUCUUGCCUCUGUGUCCUGGAUGUGAGUGGUAGCCCUUCUCCUCAGGGACAAGACCCUAGUGUCAUGUGCCUCCCUGAGUGGCCGUUUUUGGCUGAAGAAAUAAAAGGGCCUGAGGACCUCUUCA